Messenger RNA from Pocillopora meandrina, 1338 nucleotides. The record is from the annotation of a GenBank genome assembly. NCBI's taxonomy places the organism in Eukaryota, Metazoa, Cnidaria, Anthozoa, Scleractinia, Pocilloporidae.
AUGCUGAAAUAUAUCACACUAACUAUAGUUGUUCGAUGUCUCUCAACAGCUAUGAAAAACUGUGCUGAGCUGUACAAAUCCGGCGAAAGAAUUACAGGAGUUUACACAAUCGAUCCCGAUGGUUUCGGUGCGUUUGAUGUGUUUUGCGACCAAAAAUCUGUCGGUGGGGGGUGGACAGUGUUCCAGAAGAGACUCGAUGGCUCCGUUGAUUUCGUCAAUCGCGGCUGGGCGGACUUCAGACGUGGAUUCGGAAACUUAAAUGGUGAGUUUUGGCUCGGACUGGACAAGAUACACCGCCUGACCAAAACAAAGAGUAGACUGCGAGUGGAACUUGAAGACACACAAGGAAAGACAGCUUACGCUGAAUACGAUAUGUUCUCUGUUUCCAGCGAAAGAAAUAAAUACAGACUUGGCCUUGGGAAGUAUACAGGUGAGUGCCGAAUUAGAGCGAUUCUUUCAUUUUCAUACAGACCAAUAAGCCCAGCGUCUCAGAAAAGGUUACUAUAACUGUUAUUUCCAGAUCCCCCAAAACAGCAGAUUCUUCGUUUUUGCUUGUUUGUUUUUGUUUUUUGUUUUUUUUAGAACUUAUCGCAUUCUCUUCUAUCAUCAGAGACUGAAAAACUCUGACAUUCAAUUUCUCUCCAAAGUCAGUAACACAAUUUCUGGACUUUCUGUUGGUUCCUGAACUCCCGUCUUUGAGGGGAGCCGCAAGUUUAGUGUUGUGCCUACUUUUGCCAACUGUCGGUGUUUUUGUCUCAGGAACUGCUGGGGAUUCUUUGAGCUAUCAUAGGAACAUGGCAUUCUCCACCAAAGAUCGCGACAAUGAUAAUGACUCGAGCAACUGUGCCGCAUACUAUAAAAGUGCUUGGUGGUACAAUAGCUGUGUUCAUGCCAACUUAAACGGCUACUAUUACCACGGUUCGCACGUCGGGUCUGCCUAUCGUGGUAUCAACUGGUAUACAUGGAAGGGUCAUAGUUACUCCGCUAAGAGAGCUGAAAUGAAGAUCAGGCCCGUGAACGUUUAAGCUAGAAAGAUACACAAACAAGGGAUACACUACAUGAGCUAUAGUUUAUCAGCUUUUCUACAUAGUUGAGUGACACGGAAUAGAAAGCAGUGUAACGUGCUUUAAUAUUUGAAUGGGUCUAACACAAAGUAAUGGGUUUAAUAAACUGAAAGAGGAAAUACGUUUAGUUUAUUUUCGUGUAUCAAUAUUCAUUUUGCGAUCGACAGCUUGAAACAAAAAUUAUGAGCAACGUCAGUCAUUUCUAGUGAAAUGUAGAGAAUGAUCAAGGUGAUCUGGAAUUGCGCUAACUUUAAUAAAAAUCUCUAUGUUCUGU